UCUACUUGCUCUGCCUCCUCGGAGGCCUCCUGCCGUUUGCGCGCGUUUCCUACGCCGCCGGCAGCGGGCCAUCCGUCCCAGGCUCCCCAAGCCUCGUCGUCUACCGCCCCAAGUUCGUGGAAAGAAGCACGCAGGAUGGCGCGUUCGUUAUUUCUAGUAAGCUAUUAGGAUUUUUUUCCAUAGGGUGCUCAAUAAUUAGAGUGUUUAGUCGUAAAUUUAUGCGCAUGCACACUUUCCCAACGUAGCUGGCCAGGAGGCGGAGUUGUUGUUGUAUGGGGAGAACUUUACGAAUGAGACAACGCUGUGGCUGACAAACAAGUUGUCUUGUUUUGAAGGUGAGCCCGGCGGAGAGCUCCACAGUCUUGGACAACUCCACGUCUCCAGUGAGGACGGGAAGCGAGCCAAAAUCACAUUCCCGGCGUUGAAUAUUUUGGGAGAGUACCACUUCUGUCUCUCGGACAUCGAAGCCAGCCAGUCUGCAGUGCUGCAGGGGAACGGGGAGGACCCUACCCUCAAGCUAGUUAUUGCAGACGGCGGUUCGUCGAGCGAGUCCCCUCUUCUUCCACUUCCAGCCAACAUAGUCCUCCUCCUAGUCCUCAUCCUCCUCUCGGGGACCUUCUCCGGUCUGAACCUGGGUCUUAUGUCCCUCGACCCCACCACCCUCAAACUGGUCAUGGAGAGUGGGUCCGGGCGACAGAAGAUCUACGCCAAACUCAUCUACCGCGUGAGGCGAUACGGAAACUACCUCCUCUGUACCCUGCUCCUGGGUAAUGUGCUCGUCAACAACACCCUCACUAUUCUCUUAGACAGUGUCCUCGGGAGUGGAUUGUACGCCGUCAUCGCCUCGACGGUGGCCAUUGUCAUCUUUGGCGAGAUCGUCCCGCAAGCCAUCUGCUCCCGACAUGCCCUGACAAUCGGAGCCUACACCAUAUGGCUCACGUACAUCUUUAUGGCCCUCACCUUCCCCCUCUCCUUCCCCAUCAGUCUCAUACUUCACUUCAUCCUCGGGAAAGAAAUCGGGGCCGUGUACACACGCAAUGAGCUUCUAGGCCUCCUGAAAGUGACGGAAGACCACCACGGGAUUGGUAAAGACGAGGUCCAGAUUAUCUCUGGGGCUCUCAAGUUCAAAGAGAAGACGGCAGAGGACGUCAUGACCAACUUUGAGUACGUCUACUGUCUGGACAUACAGAGUGUCCUGGAUUUCAGGACCAUACGUGAGAUCUACGACUCUGGAUUCAGUAGAAUACCAGUCUACGAGGAAACCAAGUCUAACAUAGUGGGUGUGCUCUAUGCAAAGGAUCUUGCGUUUGUUGACCCGGACGAUGAGAUGCCGCUCAAGCAGGUGCUGAAUUUCUACAAUCGAGAGUUGACGUCGGUCUACAACGACACCAAGCUGGACGAGCUGCUGGAGCAGUUUGCUGGCGGGCAGUGCCACCUGGCCGUUGUCAACAUUGUGGUACAGGAGGGCUCUGGGGACCCUCAGCUCCAGGUGGUCGGUGUAGUGACACUUGAAGACAUAGUGGAGGAGAUUCUGCAGCUGGAGAUUGUCGAUGAGACUGACCGAAUCAUGGACAAUCGUAGUCAGAAGCCGCGACAGAGGAACCAGGUGGACGUUGGGGGGUUCAUGGGGGAUUCCCCUCGAGACAGACCUCACAUGUCAUCCCAGCAGAGACUGGCCGUCUACCAGUUCCUCUCCAGCAGUGUCGAAGCAUUCAAGAGUGGGAAGAUAUUGCCAGGGAUCCUGCGACGGCUCUUGCUCCAGGACGUGGUGCGGCAGUACACGCAGGAGGAGAUUCAGGCUCGCAACGUGACCCUCUAUCGAAUCAACAUCCCCACCUCCUCGUUCACCCUCGUCCUUGAGGGACACGUUGAGGUCGAGGUCGGGAAGGAAGGCAUGAAAUUCGAAGCCGGUCCCUUCCACCAUUUUGGAGUGCAGGCUCUUGAACUUGCCGACAGCGGUAGUGGAGACUACGUCCCGGAUUUCACGGUGCGUCCCGUUUCAGACUGCGUUCUCCUGAUGAUAUCCUGCAAUCAGUACCUGGACGCUCGCAAGGCGACCAAGUUUCAGAAGACCAAAGACCAGGAGAGCCCGGCGGCAAGUCUGUUUUCCAACCAUACGUCGCCGCUGAGUUCGAGAGUGGAAGGGAGCGUGUCAGCCCCGGGGAAGUUGGUAAACGGUCGAGCCAGUCGCUCGGGCACCAGCGUCAAGUCAGUGCCCAAGAGACUGCGAAUGGGAGGUCGACAGAGCGACAGGGAAGAAUCUCACCGUCUCCUGCUGGAGGAAGACGAAGAGGACGAACAGGUGCUACCCAGUGCUCUGAUGUCUCCCAGCAGUAGCGAUGGUGGGUCCUCUGCCAGAGUCACGGUGGUAGAGGUGGAAAUGUAUGGUGUGGAUGGUGGGAGAGCUGAGGACAGCUCAACUGAACCUCUACCAGACGAAACUCCUCACAGCGCUGCCGACUACACCCCGCUCUAAACACUUGGUUGGUCUCUUAACACAGACAUUGGGUUAUUUCUACUGCUUAUAAUCAAUCGGCAUUUGUUAUCAAUUUUCAUCAUCAGGUAUCUAUACUUAGUCAACUGUUUUGUGUUCAGUUUUUGUAUUCUUUCCUUAUCCUUGUGAUCAAGAGUUGUAAAAUUUUUAUCUCACAAAUCAUUCUUAUAUAUAACCUCUAAUUAUGAUAAUAUAAAAAAAAAAUGCUAAAAAUACCCAUGAAAAGAAUCUAGAAUACCAAAUUUUAUGGUGAGUAUAUACUAGCAUUUUUUCAUUUCUUUGCGAAUUUCCUCUUCUGUUUGACGAGGACGCGGGACACAAACUCAGAGGAAGUGGCUGCACUCUGCACCAUGCCAUAGUUCAUGCCAGGAGAGGCAGUUUCAACUUCACUGAACAUGUCCAUGGUGGUCUUGGAGGCUCCC
Geodia barretti is the source of this 2916-nucleotide messenger RNA. The record is from the annotation of a GenBank genome assembly. Lineage: Eukaryota; Metazoa; Porifera; Demospongiae; Tetractinellida; Geodiidae.